Salvia splendens (bonfire salvia) is the source of this 537-nucleotide messenger RNA. RefSeq names its product diacylglycerol kinase 5-like. Gene Ontology annotation, molecular function: ATP-dependent diacylglycerol kinase activity. Lineage: Eukaryota; Viridiplantae; Streptophyta; Magnoliopsida; Lamiales; Lamiaceae. The transcript has 5 exons. The record is from RefSeq and is a predicted model, not a curated record. Gene Ontology annotation, cellular component: membrane. Bases 1 to 537 code for a protein of 178 amino acids. Gene Ontology annotation, biological process: signal transduction.
AUGGAGAUAGGAUUGGCGUUACCGGACGACUUUGAGAACUUUAUCGCAAAAUUUUACAUACCUACCUACAUCCUCGUUCCUGGCGGGAGGGCAGACCGCUUGCCCGACGUGCCUGAAAGCCCCAUUUUAGUAUUCAUCAACUCCAAAAGUGGUGGUCAAUUAGGUGAUCAACUUCUUUUCACAUAUCGCUCCCUACUCAAUAAAAACCAGGUUUUUGAAUUGGGAGAAGAGGCUCCUGAUAAAGUGCUGCAUAGGAUUUUCCUCAAUCUCGAGAGGCUCAAGCAAAACGGUGAUCAAUUUGCUCCUAAACUUGAGAAGUUGCCGGAGGAGAUGGCACAGCCGCCUGGCUUUUCGGGGUUGGUUUCUGAUCUAAAACUGUCUCAGCCGCCUCCGAUCGCCACUGUACCUCUUGGAACCGGAAACAAUCUUCCCUUCGCUUUCGGUUGGGGAAAGAGGAAUCCUGAAACAGACUGUGAUUCAGUACUCGCAUUCUUGGAUCAAGUGAGUAAAGCAAGAGAAAUGGCGAUGGACAGUUGA